UAAGAAAAACUGAUUUCCUCCUAUCGCUCCCUGUCUCUCUCACUCAUCUAAUCUUUGAUCCUGUUGCCGAGAACGGUGGAGAGAUGUACAGCUCACUUGAAACGACGGCUCUGGCGACGUUGUCACCGCGAGUUCUUGGAAGAGAAUCAUCGGAGAAAGACAUGUCAAUGUCUGGAGGAGACAAACUGAUACUCAAAGGGUUAAAGUUUUACGGUUACCAUGGAGCGAUUCCAGAAGAGAAGACUUUAGGGCAGAUGUUUCUUGUUGACAUUGAUGCGUGGGUGAGUCUUAAAAAGGCUGGUGAAUCAGACAACUUAGAUGACACAAUCAGCUACGUUGACAUUUUCAGCAUAGCUAAAGAAAUUGUAGAAGGGCCAUCAAGAAACCUUCUGGAGACAGUCGCAGAACUCAUCGCGUCCAAAACGCUUGAAACGUUUCCUCGGAUAACCGCUGUUCGGGUGAAGGUAUCGAAGCCAAAUGUUGCACUUAUCAAGACUACUAUUGAUUACUUAGGGGUCGAGAUUUUCCGACAGCAAAAGUAUUGAUUCAAGGAACUGAAUAAACUUUUGUUUUCAAUAAUCCUUUUGUCGAGGCAAAGAGAACUGUAUCCAUUAAAUUAUUUUUAUCAUAUUUGUUAUCAAACGCAUUUUAUAAAACUUUUACAAAUAUCAAGAAUUAAAUA
Brassica oleracea var. oleracea is the source of this 682-nucleotide messenger RNA. RefSeq names its product dihydroneopterin aldolase 1. The record is from RefSeq and is a predicted model, not a curated record. Gene Ontology annotation, cellular component: cytoplasm. The transcript is spliced from 3 exons. Gene Ontology annotation, biological process: folic acid-containing compound metabolic process. Gene Ontology annotation, molecular function: dihydroneopterin aldolase activity. Lineage: Eukaryota; Viridiplantae; Streptophyta; Magnoliopsida; Brassicales; Brassicaceae. The coding region runs from base 84 to 545 and encodes 153 amino acids.